AUCGGUAUAGGAUUGGUGCAGUGCGCUGCCGACUUUAAAUGACUUUUUACAUGAUGGAUGCAAUAUAUAUUUCACUUUAACGAGCUCGUUUACCAUUCGCUACUGUUUCUUCUUAAGACACAGGUGCAUUGUCACCAUGCGUGUUAGUUGCAGUAAAAAUCUUAAAUAACGGAACGGCUACGUGUUAGACGUGCACAAAACGUGUAAUUGGACAUUUCCUGCUUUGUGUGACCUAAAGAAAAGUACUUCAGGUACCCCAAGUUUGCUUAAACCCUUCGAGUGUUCUACACGACGACUGUGGGGGUCUAUCAGAGGUGACACUGAGACCUAAAACAAGCCAAACAGCUGAUUAACUUCUAUCCUUAGGCUUAAAGAGUAUAAUAAGCAAGACAGGAAUACUAUACAGAAGAAAUUGUCUCUACCUUUUCCAGUUAGCCACCUGGAUAUCAAUAUACACGUACGAACAGUAAACAUCGCACAUUUUUUCGCACGUCAUGUACAAAAGGUAGAAAAACAAGAGGACAAAUCUUGAGUGGAUUACCUGUUAUUGACUCGCAUAAUACUGCGUUGACAAUGGCAAAGGUCGGAGAGCAACAUGCGACCUAUUUCAACGAUGUAAAUUAUAAUAGUCUAAAUAGGCAGAGUGAACUGGAGUAUGACUUAAAUAUCGACCCGGUUCAGGAGGCGCUGCGGAGGCAAGUCAGUCGGUCUCUUGCUACAGAGGCGGCCAAAAGGGUUAAAUCUUCGUCCACGUCUGAUGGAACCUCGACGAAGUCAAAUACAUCAGAGAAAAGUCAAUUUAGUCAGGAAACAAAAAGCACAGGCAGCAAGAAGGUGUCUUCCGCUCACUCGUCAGUCAGAAGUAGAGACUUAAAAGAACUAUCUCUUAUCACCGCAGAGAUUGAUAGCUGGGAUGAAAACGCACCCCCUGGUCCUGCCUUAGGCAGUAGUACCCCCGGGCACGACGCAAAAGACCACAAUACCAAUGGUUCUGACGCCAGCGAGAACUUACGUUCUAAAAAAGCAAACAUGAACCGACUUAGUGAGCUUAGUUUAUCCGAAGAGGUGAUGACCGAUCUUGGUAUCGGCGUGCUGGAUGAAUCCAUCGACAAUUCACCCCAGUCUGGCGGUAAAACGAGCCAAGGAGGAGUAAAGCACGCCAAAUCAGGUCACCUGAGUGGCUUGGAGAGCAGGGCCCAAGAAAACGCAGGGGUCGAUUACUGCGAGGUAUCUAGUUCUGAGAUUCUCGAAUUAAAGCAACAACAGGCUUAUGGACAACAACAACACCAACGACAGCAAAACCAGCAACAACAUUUGCAGCAAAGUCAACCACAGUCCCAUACAAGACAGAGUGAACUACCCCCACAGGAAGAAGAUAUUACAUAUGAAGCACACGGAUCACCAAUAACUGUGCAAGGCCAGAUAGUAAAGGGGGCCCCUUUGCAAUUAGCUGGUGGGGCCAAGCACGCCAACCCAAAUCAGAUGAGAUCCAUGGAGAGUAGGGCUCAAGAAAAUGUUGAUGUCGAUUAUUGUGAGGUAUCUAGUUCUGAAAUUCUUGAACUUGAGCAACAACGAGCUCGUGAACAACAGGAGCAAAAGCGACAGCAAAGCCAGCAAAAAGGCAUACAGCAAAAUCAACAACAGUGCCAUACAGGACAGAGAGAACUACCCCCAGAUGAAGAAGAUAUUACAUACGAGGCGCACACAUCGCCAAUAACUGCACAGGGACAAACAGUAAAAGGAGAGCGCGUGCAGUUUGCUAGCGCUACCUUGGAAAGGGGAAUGCAAAAUGAACUUAACAACGACAGCCGGUCAUUUUCUCAGGAUGACCUCAGGACAGUCAGUUCCACGCCAGCCAUCUCAGCAACAAUGACCCGCCACGAUUCGGGGUUUCUUCAAGAGGCUAAGGAAAAGAUGAACACCUUAAAGAAACAAAUACAACGCACCCAGUCACAACGUGAAAUGCAGUCCGGAGAGAGAAACGUCGUUGUUACAAAGAAAUCUGCACAUAAUCUACAUUCGUCUGCUUCGUCCCAGGCUCAGUCUAUCUCUAAUACAAACCAGGAAAGUUUCUCCUACGGUUCACUGAAACAUGAAAAAGUCUCGUCAAGAAAUGUAGUAUCUUCUACGAAGGAAAAUGUAGAAGGGAAAGAUCUAUCUGAAAGAAACUUCAGCUCCAGAACCCCCCCACAAAAUUUGCCAGUCCAAGAAAAAUGGGAGAAAUCCGGCGCUCAUCGUGUCUUUGACAGCCGAUCGCCAGAUGCGUUCAGCCCUACUAAAUUUGAGGAAUUUCAGACUCAAAAUCUCAAGUCCAGGACUGAAUCUGUAACAAAAACAGGUCUAGGAGAAGUCCCACAGCAAUAUAAAGAGACUAGAGACGUUGAAAUAAUUUCAUCUUCGGCAUCCCCAGCUGUAUCGAAGCAGGAUACCUAUGAGAGAGUAACAGAGACAAGACAAAAUGAUGUAACAAACGAACGCACGCGGGUGAAAACCAAUGGCAGCAUCAGCUCUACUACUGCAAUGUCGGCGCAAUUUCAGCAAAGUGUUUCAAGUGGUAAUUCUCGCCCCGGGAUCAAAACAACGACAAAUGUUAAGAAACCCGAGCUCCAAAACACCGCUGAAAGAGAAAAGAAUUAUUCAAAUAGAUCACAUAUUGAAAAGAAAAUGCACCAAGAAGACGUUUUUGACGGAGAAGUCUCAACCAUUUAUCAAAGCCGCACACAGACGAAAAAGGAAAAGAGCUCUAAAAAGGAAAAGAAAAAGGAACAAAACAAAGGAAAAAAUGACGAUAGUCAUUUUAGAGAAUCGCUCAUCGUCAGAGCUGAACCUCGUGCAGAUUUGGGCGAAGGGGUCGCUGUUCUGGAUCUUUCAGGUAAAGAUGGCAGGGAUAUCGAGGCCAAAUAUCGAGCGCAGUAUGAUCACCGCAUAACACCAAACGGUGACGUAGACGACGGGGACCUGAGUAGCAGCAGUCAGUCAAGUGAUGAUGAAUACGUAUCCAAAAUGCACUACACACCUAAUCACUCUCAGCAAGCGGUAGGAAUACCCAAUCAAUCCAGUCACAAUAAUGUUUCAGUUGUGUCCGUGUCACCGCAGAAUUCGUCUCAUAAAACGGGUUCACCUGAGAGAAAUAUUAACUACCCCGAUGAACCGCAGCCUCACCGUUCCGCGCCAUAUACGUCAAACAUGAAUAUUUCUUUUCAACCACAAUUAACCGCCCAACAGCCAAUUCGUAAUAAAAGUGAGAAUAACCCAGGACUAAUUAAAGUCACCAAGGGUAACCCUAUGCAAAGUGAAAAUUCCACUGUUAAUCCGGCAGUCGGCAGACCGUAUCAAGACAUACAAGUUGCGUCUUCAGCGCCGGUAAAGGAAGAAAUGAUAACGGCUAAAAAGAAACAAAACGAAGCUAAUCCUCCACGUCCUGAGGCGACGCUUUCGUCCCCUACUUCGACCAUAAAUCCUAAGGAGUUAAAAAAUGUGGCCAGAAAGCACAAGGUGGGUAAAAUAUCUCACAAGUUUGCCGACAGGGAGAUAACAUUAACUGGCGGCUCUAGACCCACUGUGUUAAAACACUCCGAGAUAGAGCGUCACAGGCCUGACAGCAGCCUAGAUGGUUCUUUGAAUGAAUCAGCGAUUAGCGAGUCGUCGUUCACAUCAGAAGGGGAAGAAGAGGAGGGGAUAACACCGUUAAGGGUCACUGCCGCACCUGAGCGACCUAACCGGUAUUCACCUGCGUUUCAUAUGACGCCACAACAAAGUGCGGCUGAUGACAUGCGCACAGAGGCCCAACCCAGAUCAGUUAGCGUCAACACCUCGCCCGGAAAACAGGUGAAACCAGUCCCCGCUUACGAAAAUGGAAGCCAUCAAUUUCGCGAGUCUCCUAGUCCAGAUGAUCCAUUAUACGCCCAAGAGCCCUUGAUAAUACCUGAAGUCGACGAGAGAAUGCAGUAUCAACGAUAUCCCAGAGUAGAUAGGACACGAAGUCCAUCAGAACAUUCAUCCACGUCCAGUCGGUCAUCAGUUAGCAUAAGACACGAGCCUAUACACCAGGAACCGGUUCAGCGUAUGCACGUACAGCGUGUUUAUACUGGGCCCGUUGUACCGAAUCAACAAAGUCCUAUUGACCGCCGUAUGAUGAAUGGGCACACCGUACAUGGGCAGCGAUAUUAUGAGGAGACAAAAACUGUGACACAGCAAGGCCCGCACCAGAAUAAACCAGUAACUCAGUCACAAAAACAAUCGGUGCGAGAAGUGUACACAUUAGACGGCGAUGGAAGGCCAGAUCAAAUAAGAAAACAGUACAUGUCAACAGACAGCGGCAUUGGAAUGCCUAGUCCUAGCGAAGAACGGUACUCGACGAUCGAGAGAGAAUACGAAGAAAGGAGUAUAAAAUCGCGACGAGUAAGUGCAGAGAACAAUAACAACGUGUCCAGGGUGUUUGUAAACAGCCCCUCUCCUGCCCCCCAGCAGCGCAUUGACGUCGAAUACGUGAGCCGUACGUCAGCGACGCCAUCACCGACUCGGUCUCAAGUUCAUUCUCGUAGUGAAAGCCGUAACGAGGAGAUAUACCAGAGAUCGCCGUCUCCAUUUGAUCGUUCUCGCUCUCCGUCAAUUUAUAUAGCAGUGCCCGGGUCAUCAGAAUAUUCCACAAGUUCUAGAGAGUACACUACCAGUACAAUGUCGCCAGUGCGUACUCAAACUCAGAAUCGUAUAGUGACUCCGUCAUACGUGCUUGAAAAACAUCGCCUAGAAACUGAGAUUGUUCAGGGCAGCGCUCCCAGCGGCGUUAAAGUCGAAGCUCCUGCCGGGCCCACUCCGUUGUACAGAAAGAUAGAAAUACUCCCGACAAAAGCCGCUAAAACCACACGGCACGACAGAGAAACCGAGGUGUUGAAGCAAGAGCUGGUGGAAACAAUUGUAAAUGAGUCUACGUCCGACUACGACGAGUACGUGGAAGUGAAUGAUUUUAACCGUGCCAAAUGGGACGUGGUAGAAGAGGCGCACUUGGAACGGAGUCCUCAGAGAAGCCCCGAGCCAGUUGGCGCACCUGUGACAGUCAUACAAAUCAACGGUGCAGACUCCAAGCAUCACGAUGAAAACACAUACUAUGCCAAGCGCAUAAAAAGUAAGACCGUAACGAAUCAACACCAACAUGUGGAGACUACAGAUAGCGUGAAACGCAAGACCGCAGGCAAAAAACACCGUGCAACGUCUCCAGAUAGGCCUGUAUCUGAGGAGCCGUUGGAGAUGAAACGAAUGAAAAAUGUCGAGCGGGGCACCAGUCCCGAUCGGCCGGUCUCCGAGGAGCCUAUGAGGCCCAGGAAAACGACUAAUGUCGAACGUGGCACCAGCCCUGAUCGCCCCGUCUCCGAGGAGCCUAUGAGACCCAGGAAAAUGCCUAAUGUCGAACGUGGCAACAGCCCCAAUCACCCGGUCUCCGAGGAGCCUAUGACGAUGAGAAAUGCCGGUAAUGUCGAGCGCCCUACGAGCCCGGAGCGCCCGGUGUCAGAAGAGCCAAUGACCAUGCAAAGAGUAGAAAACGUCGAGCGCCCGACGAGCCCUGAACGCCCGAGAUCCACUACUCGUUUAUACGUGCAAACUCCUAAUGAUUUACCCGAGUUACGUCAAUUCAUAGAGGAAAAAACAACGACUAAAAGAACUGUCCAUACCAUGGAAAUGGCAGAAGAGGAUAUUUUAAGCAGCACCAGCAGCAGCGAGGAAGAUGAAUACUCUGAUGAAGAAGAUGGCAUCCCAGUUGACGAAAACUUUAACGUCGAUAAACAAUUCCCUGUCGAAACUAGCAGUGAACAACGUAUGAUCACAAACAACGUGGAAACAGCUGGCGCGCCGAGGUACGUAGACAUUGACGAAGACGACAAUGUGAACGUUUUUGACCAGCAGUUUUUCGUGAACAGAGAAAACCCACUGUAUCACAGCGAAGAAAACCUCAACCGUGUGGACGAGUCUGAAAUCGUAGCCACGAGAAUAGAGAGGGUAGAGACUGAAGCCAGAGCUCAGGAAAUCGACGAGGUGGACCAUGUUGUUAAAGUUGAUAAAGAAGAAGUCGAACAAAAACGUAAUCAGCCUGAAGAAACAGAGGAUCUUCUACGAGAUGUACUUGGUGCUGAUGCCGCCUCCUUCUUUUACGAGUACCAAGGAACUAUUGGAAAGAACAAGGGGGUUCGCGUCACGGACUACAUUAAGCAGCAAGACGCACAGGCCCUCCAGAAAGCCGCGCAGAAAGAACAGCAGGAAGCAGAAAGAGAAACUCACGAAGAGUGGUCGGAGGAAACCAGAAUCAGAACUGAGGAAGUCAACCAGAACUUCGCCGCCAUUAGAAUCGACGGACAGUUGGUCCCGAUUCCCCGAAACGUGCGCCAAAGUAUCCACGUGGACCGAGAAGAGGAGGAGAUACAGGGAGGGGGUAUUUUGCUUAACCACGCUGACGGCUCUGGUUAUAAAACAGACAGUAGCACGGUGAACUUUGACACUGUCAAUGAGUGUGUAGACCUUGGCAUCGAAAACGGUGUCGCCCGGGUUGCCGUCAAAGUGACAUGCGAGAGGAUCGUUCCCGUGAACCCUGUUCAGGAUGUCUGGAAGAAGAAUGCGGUGAUCGUCACCCGUCUGAUUGAGUUUGACUUGGAAGCCAACCCCGAGACCCGGCGGAUGUAUGAGCGCAUCAUCAAUUCCCGAAAAACAAACAAGCGUGAAGUCGCAUACAUCGACUCACGGGGUAGGGAACACAUUGAGACACAAGCUGAUAGAACACUAAACGCUAAAGAGACUAUGAAGGUUUUCUCUACAUUAAUGAACGCAGCUGGCGAGAAAAACGAGUUUGAAAGACACAAUGUGUUGCUUUCAAGACAAGAUAGCAGUGCUUCGGAUAUCUCGUUUGCGGGCAGCGAAAAUAGAACGAACAGGAAUGUUUCUUACAGAGACUCCAGAAGAGCUGAGCUACAAGGUGGGUCAAGCAGAAAUUUUUCUCAUGAAGUUUCCAGAAGAUCUGAACAACAGCCUGUUUUAGACAGAAACGUUUCGUAUGGUACCGCGAGAGCUGGACAACAGUCUGCUUCAGAGAGCAAUUUUUCGUACGGAACCACAGGUAGAUCUGAACAAAAGUCUCGUUCAGAGAGCAAUUUUUCGUACGGCACCACAGGAAGAACUGAACACCAGUCUCGCUUAGACAGUAAUAUGUCGUAUGGAAACACGGGAAGAUCCGAGCAGCAGUCUGGUUCAAGCAGCAGCGGUACCUUCAGUGCUGCGACCUACGGGCGAACCACGCAUAUGCCCUCAGUACCAAAAUUCCCCUCCAAUAUACAUAUGGACAAUAAUUAUCCUGUAGUUCAAAAGACUCAGAAAGGGAUGGAACUAUUGCGUAAAUAUGGCGGCGGACUUGAUAGAAACUCCAGUAGUACAAUGAAUCGCAACACAUCUGAGAAACACAGUAUGUCAAGGAGCCAUAUGUAUAGAAGUAGUGAUGAUCUUUUGUCGUCCAGCUAUGGAGAAAUGGACCACACAAGGCCAGGCAGCGCCAGUGGUAAUUACGCUAGUAGCACGGAGAGACUUUCAGUGAACUAUACCAGCGGCGGAAGUGGUGGUGGUGGUGGCGGCGGCGGCGGUGCCCGUUCUGGAAGCGCUAUGAGCAACCAUUCGGCCCAGUAUGGCGGUGGCGGUGGUGAUGGUGUCCGAUCUAGUAGCGCUAUGAGCAGCCAUUCGGCCCAAUAUGGCGGUGGCGGUGGUGAUGGUGUCCGUUCUAGUAGCGCUAUGAGCAGUCAUUCGGUCCAGUAUAGCAGUGGAGGCGGCUUCGGCGGCGGCGGCGGCGGCGGAGGAGGAGGAGGAGGUGGCGGCGGUGCCCGUUCUGGUAGCGCUAUGAGCAACUAUUCAGGCCAGUAUGGCGGUUCUAGUCGAGCUUCCAGUCGCAUGAGUGGGGACUUUGGCAUGACCUCCGGUUUAAGCGGUCAGUCGUAUCUCUCUUCCCGGGAAAUGUAUGGCGAUGCCAGUCAGUUUUCGUCCUCACCGCAAGCUGCGGGCGAUGGUCUUUAUUGAGCUGGCGACUGUAAACUGUAGUUCGGAUGACAAAACCGUGGUGACAUUUGAUAUGGAAUAUGUUUAGUGACAUGUCAGUUUUGUUUUAAACGAUAUAAUGAAAUUUAGCAUGAUGUGCACCGUUGGAUAUUUGGCCUAAUACUCAGUAUUGUUUCAAUUAGGCAAUAUUAGACGAAAACGUAAAAAGCAACAAUCUACACAUUUUCCAUGUCAAGUGUUAUUGCUAUACAUUUGACUAAUUUUUUCCUCAGGUAUAUUGUCGAUCUAUUAGUGCCAUAUUUUAUAAACUGCCUCUGUUCUUUAAGUCUCCCAAUAUACGAAGUCAGAUCUAUUUAACUCAGAUGCAAAACAUUAAGAUGUGCUGAAAAUCUGGAAUAUGACGGUUUUUAUAAACACAUGAAAAUAAUUCUCCAUUCAACUUAAACAUCUGGAAAUUGUAUUAUUUGAUGGAUAUAUUUUUACAUUUGAGUGGUAUAGGCAUAUAUAUCAUUAAAAUUUUACUUUGUAACCACGAAGAAUCAACAUUUAAUUUACCAUAUGCCUAGAAUCGUUUAUAUAAUUAUUAAGAAUAAUCUGAUGUUCGAAAAGGCGGGAUAUAAAUUCCCUUUUAAAUUUUGUGAACGAGAAAUUUAAGGAACAUCGCAUGACAUAGAUGUGAGUUAAAAAUGUCAUCAGUAUUUGAAGGAGAAUACAGUGGAACGGAUUUAACUGGAGUUAUGAAAAGUUAAAUUUGGAUACAGUUAUAUUGGAUGUAUAGAUACAUGUAAUGGCACUGAGAACGAGAUGUGGCAUUGGAAAACAUCUAUCAUCUUAUGCAAGUGUAUAACCUGGAAACUCGUGCUGGGCAAUAUGUAAUUUCACGCUGUGCCAUAUACUCAUGCCUGUGUGUGUCUUAUUAACUCCUGCUAGAUAUUUUACAAUUUCUCUUUGUGCCAUACUCCUAUAAAUAUAUAGCGAGCUAUUUAUGACGUUAGCUGAGCGCAGUUAUGCUUUAAUUAUUUACCAAAUAUUUCUGCGACACUGGAAGAGUAUUGAAAUGAACAGAGGGGAGAGCCAACUGUUUGUUUUUCUGAAGUUGGCGUAUGGAAACCAAAAAAGUGUUGUCGCCUUUAUUUCUGUAUCUUUCGUUUAAUUUCAUAUUAUUCUAUUUAUUUGCAUGAAACGGCAUAAUAGUUUGCAACCUUACUCUCUCUGUUAUAUCUCAAAUUUUUCUUGGGACAAAAGUGGCAAAAUAAGUUUUGUAAUUAUUACACAGUGGGUUCAGAAAAUUAUGGAACUAUGUUUGAUUAGUUCAAUGCUGGUACUCAUUUUUUCUGUAAUCACGCUUUAAGGUUGAAAAAGUUGAGCGGGACUCUUGGAUAGUUAAAUUAUAUUAGCUUUUGCCAUAUUUAAUUGUAUUUUGGAUUACCACAAGACCAUUUGUUAUGCAUAGUUAAGAAUAGUUAAACAUGUUAACAUUUUUGUACCUAUUUAUGUCAUUUAAGAGAUAUCUCAUCACUAAUGAUAUAUAGUGUAUCAUUAAAAUGCAUGGUGUUUA
Molecule: messenger RNA, 9583 nt
Organism: Lingula anatina
Lineage: Eukaryota; Metazoa; Brachiopoda; Lingulata; Lingulida; Lingulidae
Source: RefSeq, a predicted model, not a curated record